Messenger RNA from Fusarium pseudograminearum CS3096, 1428 nucleotides. RefSeq lists its product as uncharacterized. The coding region runs from base 1 to 1428 and encodes 475 amino acids. NCBI's taxonomy places the organism in Eukaryota, Fungi, Ascomycota, Sordariomycetes, Hypocreales, Nectriaceae. The record is from RefSeq and is a predicted model, not a curated record. Gene Ontology annotation, molecular function: pyridoxal phosphate binding; transaminase activity. Gene Ontology annotation, cellular component: cytosol. The transcript has 4 exons.
AUGCGACUUCUGACUCGGCCACCAUCGUGUGCCAUCGCUAGAGGACUGUGCCGGAACAGUACGUUUCCUCGCUCUAUCUUCCGUGCAAGCGUAUCAACGCUUCACGCCAAAAUCAACAGCCCACCACCAAGAAUCGUCAAAAGUGAAGGUUGUUGGCUAGAAACACAUCAAGGUCACAGGAUUCUAGAUGCAUCUUCCGGUGCAUCUGUUGUAUCUAUCGGACACAAUGACUCGCGAGUCAAGGAGGCCAUUGUUGCUCAGCUGGAUCAGGUAGCUUACUGCUACAAUCCCUUCUUCACAACUGAAACUGCCGAAAAUAUAUCGCGUUUUCUCACCGACUCUACAAAUGGGCAUAUGUCCAAGGUGUUUGUCGUCAGCUCAGGAACCGAAGCCGUCGAAGCUGCUUUGAAGAUCGCCCGUCAAUACUUCACAGAACUGCCGACACCACAGCCAAACCGAACUAAAUUCAUCGCGCGGAAGCAGUCUUACCAUGGAAACACACUGGGGUCUUUAUCGGUCGGAGGCCAUAAAGCACGACGAGGCGUGUACGAGCCUGUCCUCGCUACGAAUGUGUCUCACGUGUCUCCAUGUUAUCCGUAUCGAGAGAUGAAAGAGGGCGAGACGGAAGAGCAAUAUGUUAAGCGCCUCGCCCAAGAGCUCGACGAUGAGUUCAAGCGCGUGGGACCUGAUACCGUGUGUGCGUUCAUUGCGGAAACGGUCUCUGGAACGUCUUUGGGCUGUGCGCCAGCUGUACCAGGAUACUUCAAAGCCAUGAGGGAAGUAUGUGAUCGUCAUGGUGCACUAUUAAUCAUGGACGAAGUCAUGUCUGGCAUGGGUCGAACAGGUACGCUUCACGCUUGGGAACAAGAAGGCGUGGUACCAGAUCUGCAAACCGUAGCCAAAGGACUCGGUGCCGGCUACAUGCCAGUGGGCGCUUUGCUUGUCGGAAACAAGGUCGCCAACACUUUAGAACAAGGAUCAGGCGCUUUCUCACACAGUCAGACCUAUCAAGGUCAUCCUGUUGCGUGUGCAGCCGCGUAUGCUGUGCAAAUGGCCAUGAAAGAAGAUAACAUGCUGCAGAACACUCAAGAUGUUGGGAAAGUCUUGGGUGAAAAGCUUAAGGAAAGACUUGCGGGGCACAAGAAUGUGGGAGAUGUCAGAGGAAGGGGGCUCUUCUGGGGUCUCGAGUUUGUCCGAGACAAGGACACGAAGGAGCCAUUUCCUUUGGGUGAUCAAAUCGCUGGGAAGUUGCACAAGGCUGGCUUAACUUCCGAUCACGGUAUCUCGCUGAUCCCGGCCACUGGAAACGUUGAUGGCAUGCAGGGUGACAUGGUCAUUGUCUCACCCCCACUUACAGUCACGAAAGAAGAAGUUGAUAUGGUUGUGGACAGGGUAGAAAAGGUGGUAACAUCUAUACUAGGCCCAUAG